AUGUCGUGGCAAAAUUCCCACGGCCCUCCGAAUCGUUUCCCCCCUUCCCCUAGACCUCCCAACAUACCACGACAGGCGAAUCAACGACAGACACCCCAGUACCGUGCAUUCCAGCGAGCCCCCACCCCCGAGGUGGAGGAUUCAGAGGAAAUGGCCGUCGACGAUGAGAGCAAAAUCGCUCUCGACUUUCAACAACUACGCAAGUUUUUCGAGGCUAUGCAAGGCUGGUUCGCGAAACCGGACUUUGCCGACCUCGCCACACGCCCCUCGCCGGAGGAUAUUGGCCAAUCCAUGGCCGCUAUCCAGGCGUUCCUCCUCAAGUGGUCUCAAAUGACCGGGACCCCGCUCAGCGCUCUGGUGCCCAGGCUUUGCCCACCACCAACGACCGUCACUGAGGUUAGCACUCAGACUGACGCCCCCUCUCCUCCCUCCUCAAAAGUGUCGAAGACGUCGACGCCCAACCCUAAGCCCGCCACACACGGCCCCCAUGAGGCUACCAAGUCCUAUGCGGCAGCCGUGGGCAGGGGCCCCAAGCCUAAGGCCGAGGUCGUGGCUGCACUCGGCAAGGCUUUCCCACUCGCAUCGGCCGCUCAAGUUAUCAAUAUGGCCACCAAGAUCACUCCUGCCUCCAAGGCCCAUAUCCGGCACGCUCCUCGAGGGGCCGCGAAGGUUCUACACGUCACGUUUGCUGCUG
Stereum hirsutum FP-91666 SS1 is the source of this 694-nucleotide messenger RNA. RefSeq lists its product as uncharacterized. The transcript has a single exon. The annotation marks the transcript as partial. NCBI's taxonomy places the organism in Eukaryota, Fungi, Basidiomycota, Agaricomycetes, Russulales, Stereaceae. The record is from RefSeq and is a predicted model, not a curated record.